Molecule: messenger RNA, 1152 nt
Organism: Brenthis ino (lesser marbled fritillary)
Lineage: Eukaryota; Metazoa; Arthropoda; Insecta; Lepidoptera; Nymphalidae
Source: the annotation of a GenBank genome assembly
AUGAUGUACAGACACAUCAUAAUAUUACAACUCGUUGCGUUUGUGUCAACGCAGACGAUAAUCAAAGCUGCCGAUAUAACUCGAGCAAUCCAUGAUAUUUUUGGUACGCCAUGCAAAACGACUGAUGAUAUGAUGGGCGUCUGUGUGACGUACUACCAGUGCAGCAAGAAUGGUACAGUUGUCACUGAUGGCACUGACAUUAUAGACAUACGAGUCAAGGAUGGACCGUGUCCGUCUUACUUGGAUGUUUGUUGUCUUUUGGAUGAUGUCAGCGCUUCAAACAAUCCUAAUGAAGCAGAGCCAAAACACAAAGACUGUGGGUGGCGCAACCCGCAAGGCGUCGGAUUUCAAACUAUCGGAGAUAACAACCACGAAGCCAAAUUCGGGGAAUUCCCGUGGAUGGUCGCUGUUAUCAAACUAGAACCAGUGAACCAGGACAACCCAAGCGCUUACGUUAACCUGUACCUGGGCGGGGGUUCCCUCAUCAACCCGAGCGCGGUGCUGACGGCGGCGCACACCGCGCGGGGGCGGCCGCUGCUGGCGCGCGCCGGCGAGUGGGACACGCAGACCGAAAAGGAGGUGUAUCCAUAUCAAGAUAGGAAUGUGAAGGAAGUUGUUGUCCAUAAGGACUUUAAUGGAGGGAACCUCUUCUAUGACAUUGCGUUGCUGUUCCUUGAAAGUCCAAUGACUUUGGCGCCCAACGUGGGGGUGGUGUGUCUGCCGCCCCAGGGACUGAGAGCGAAGGCCGGCUCGAAAUGCUUCGCCUCGGGAUGGGGGAAGGAUAAGUUCGGGAAAGAGGGGAAUUAUCAAAAUAUUAUGAAAAAGGUGGAAUUACCAGUAGUAGACAGGAAAGUAUGUCAGAACAAUCUGCGUAAAACCCGCCUCGGUAGCAACUUCCUGCUGCACACGUCUUUCAUGUGCGCGGGCGGCGAGCCCGGCGUCGAUACCUGCGAAGGGGACGGCGGUUCUCCCCUCGUAUGUCCUAUAGAGUUCGAAACAGAGCGUUACAUGCAAAGCGGUAUAGUGUCGUGGGGCAUCGGCUGCGGACAGGACGGCGCGCCCGGCGUGUACGUGGACGUGGCGAACCUGCGUGGGUGGAUCGACAACGAGAUCAUCCGGAGGGGGCUUAGCACCACAGAUUAUACUUUUAAA